Molecule: messenger RNA, 824 nt
Organism: Sodiomyces alkalinus F11
Lineage: Eukaryota; Fungi; Ascomycota; Sordariomycetes; Glomerellales; Plectosphaerellaceae
Exons: 6
Coding region: 1-699 (232 amino acids)
Source: RefSeq, a predicted model, not a curated record
AUGUCACAAGUGUCGGGGAAGCUGGAGCUCGGGCUUCACAUGCCGAGGUCCCUGAUCGGCUGUGCCGUCUCCACAAAAAUGUCCGUAUAUUCUACAUUACCCAUAACAGUCACUUUGCAGUCGCUUCUUGGUUCCAUCACUGACUCAAGUGGCGCAAACUGGGCAUUUCAGUGCGGACAAGAUGCGUCGUUCUCACGAUCUUCGGGCAGGUGCGGAGUACACUACAUUAUAUUAGCAUGCGGCGCGAGCAAGGCAUCGGCUGCCGGCGCAAGUGGACUCGAAUUCGGCAGGGAGGCAAUGGUAGAGAAUGAAUGGCGUCUGGCUCCAGGGCCGGAGAACACCCAAGGUGGAGGAGCACCAAAUAACCAUGUGCCCGAUAUCCGGUCCCAACUCCGACAACCAUGUGAGGAGAUGGUAAAACUAGUCUUACAGUUCAUCCGGGAACACAACUUCAGCCUGGACAUCUUCCCGAAUCCUCUUCCCUCAGUGACGACCGUUCUACCCAGAGCGCCGACCUUGGCCUCAGUUGCCACGUCGCACUGCACUGUGCCUGUCCUGCGUUGCACGAACACAAGCCAAAGAACCAUUAAGCCAAAAAGAGAAGACCAGUGUGCCAUCUACGAAAGCCGCUGCAUAUGCUCGUCAAUCCUCAGGCCCUUUGGCGAGCCGACUCGCCGCUCAAACUUGACAUCAAUUUAAGGAGAGUACUCGAACGGAGGCUACAGUUGGACUGACCAUUGCCCCCCUAUUAGCGUAAAGUUCACCUGACCUGACUAUUGCUAUAGCCUUUGCUUCUUACCCGACCAUUGCUCGCUAAGCUAGCA